ACCUCCCCCAUUCUCUCUCCCCAUCCCCGCAGCUUCUCUCUCUCUCUCCCCCCUCCCCACCGCGACAGCAAAAGGCGAUCGCCCCACCCAGAUUCCUCCCCCUUCCCACCCUCUCCUCCCCGUGAAAAGCCAGCCGGGACUAGCGUCGCGACGGUCGCACCGCGCCCUCCCUUCCCCGCCCAGAGUAAUGGAUUAAAGCUUUUGGCGAGGUGACCCUGUACAAAGGUACCAAAAGCAAUUUAUGGGAAAGAAACGAAGCUUGUGCACUAUUCUAAAUGAGGAAGUUUCAUGUGAGGCAGUCUCAAAACAGCAGAGUUUUGGGAGCAAUGUCAUCCUCUUUACCUAUUCUGCCAAAUUCUUUGAAAGAGAGCUUCCCAAGGCCUCACAACCCCCAGCAUAUUCCAAUGUCGAGGCAACUGCCAGAUGAUUCUAUGCCAUCGCGUCACAGUGCACCUCAGUCUGCUUCUGUGCACCCAAGAGCUGGUGUCAUCGGAUCAUCAUAUUCAGGCUACUCUGCUAGUCCACUUGAUUCUGUGUCUAACCAUGAGAGGCAGUCAAUGGUUGCUCCCUUUAUUUCUCAGUCAUCCAAUGUUGAAGUGUUUCAGUCUCUAUCUAAUAACACUCCAGGAGCACACACUGAGGCAGCCUGCUUCCCAUCUGCUAUGGAUGUUUUACCAGGUUACACAGAUAAUAUUUCUGCUCCUGAUAAUCAGAUCCAGAGUGGCAGUUCUGCUGUGACAUCGGAUGAGGUUGCUAAACAAAAUGAAUGGUGGGCAGAGAUAAUUAAUGAUGAUUGGAAAGAUAUUCUUGAUGCAACAGCUACUGAUUCCCAGUCAAAGGCCAUGAUCCAACCUUCCAACUCAUCUGCAUCACAACCUGCUGUGAACCAGUCAGCUUCAUCUCAUAGUGGGGAGAUUUGUCCUGUUGCUAGCCCUCCCAAUAGCAGCAAUGCCUCUGCAGCUAAACAACGGAUGAGGUGGACCCCAGAACUUCAUGAAUGUUUUGUAGAUGCUGUAAAUCAGCUUGGCGGUAGCGAAAAAGCUACUCCUAAGGGCGUGCUCAAGCAUAUGAAAGUUGAUGGUUUGACAAUAUAUCAUGUCAAAAGCCAUUUGCAGAAGUACCGCACAGCCCGCUAUAAGCCAGACCUGUCUGAAGGUGCAUCAGAAAAAAGGACAACCACUGGAGAGCUGUCCCUGGACCUGAAAAUGAGCAUGGAUCUUACUGAAGCGCUGCUCCUUCAGAUGGAAGUUCAGAAGCGUCUUCAUGAACAGCUUGAGAUUCAGAGAAAAUUGCAGUUGCGAAUUGAAGAACAAGGAAAGUAUCUGCAGAUGAUGUUUGAAAAGCAGUGUAAAUCCAGCACCGAGAAGGUGCAGGAUCCAUCGUCAGGAGAUACAGCAAACCCAUCAUCUGAUCUGAGCCACUCUGCAAACAAGGAUAGUGAUGCAGCCAUGGACCGAAACAGAACAGAAGGCAACCCUGGGACUGCAGAACUGGGAGAGAGUUCGACCCAUUUAGGUGUCAAACAGAAAAUUGCAGAAAUUGACUCUGAUUCCCGAGUAGCAGCAAAUGAUGGCUCUGAGAUCUCCCAAGAGAAGCGUCAUAAGCUGCAAGAUAGUUAACGCAUCAGUUUCAACAUUCAGAUUAUAGCUGUUGGAUCAAUUUGCUUGGUCAAAAUUGGUACCGUCCAUGUAUCAAAUUCGACUACUAAUCCGUAAGUCUAUUAAGUUGAACCACCUUAGCUAUUGGAACCUAAAGAGAAGAAGAAAAACUUCGGGUAGCCAUGUGUAUGACUCAUUAGCAAUAAUAAUUACCUCCGAAAUUACGAGGAAAAAUAAAAGAGGAGAUCUUGCGAUCUACCUAUCUUUCUGCA
Messenger RNA from Phragmites australis (common reed), 1870 nucleotides. RefSeq names its product protein PHOSPHATE STARVATION RESPONSE 1-like. The record is from RefSeq and is a predicted model, not a curated record. Gene Ontology annotation, molecular function: DNA-binding transcription factor activity; DNA binding. The transcript is spliced from 8 exons. Lineage: Eukaryota; Viridiplantae; Streptophyta; Magnoliopsida; Poales; Poaceae. Bases 276 to 1619 code for a protein of 447 amino acids.